AUGCGUAUUCGUGAGCCAAAGACCACUGCUUUGAUUUUCGCAUCUGGUAAGAUGGUUGUGACUGGUGCGAAGAGUGAGGACGAUUCUAAGUUGGCUUCCAGAAAGUAUGCAAGAAUCAUUCAAAAGCUUGGAUUUGAUGCUAAGUUUACUGAUUUCAAAAUCCAGAACAUUGUCGGAAGUUGUGACGUGAAGUUCCCAAUUCGUUUAGAAGGUUUGGCCUUCAGCCACGGUACUUUCAGUAGUUAUGAGCCUGAGUUGUUUCCAGGUUUGAUUUACCGAAUGGUUAAGCCCAAGAUUGUGCUCUUGAUUUUUGUGUCAGGUAAGAUUGUUCUUACUGGUGCGAAGCAAAGAGAGGAAAUCUAUGCUGCUUUUGAAGCCAUUUACCCUGUAUUGAGUGAAUUCCGUAAGGCUUGA
Molecule: messenger RNA, 414 nt
Organism: Sugiyamaella lignohabitans
Lineage: Eukaryota; Fungi; Ascomycota; Dipodascomycetes; Dipodascales; Trichomonascaceae
Gene: SPT15
Product: TATA-binding protein
Exons: 1
Coding region: 1-414 (137 amino acids)
Biological process (GO): DNA-templated transcription initiation
Molecular function (GO): RNA polymerase II general transcription initiation factor activity; DNA binding
Source: RefSeq, a predicted model, not a curated record